AACGGCAAGCGCUUCCUAUUUCCAGUAACGGUAUUUUAAACAAUGAGUCUUCCCGCGUACACAGCAACCCCAAUCCAACUCUUUCAGCUUCCCAAACAACCACCACUUCUUAACCCACUUCCAAACCCAUCCCACUCCACCUCUCCCAAUCCAACCCAUCACAAGAAACACUCUGUCUAUCCGGAUAAAAAGACCCAAAAGCCCAUAGACCGCACUGUUUCAUGGACCUCCUCCAUAUCCCACCGCUGCCGAAAUGGUCAAUUGGCUGAAGCUGUUGCGCAUUUUAUCCAAAUGAGACGAGCCGCCGUCGAGCCAAACCAUAUCACAUUCGUUACGCUUUUCUCCGGCUGUGCCCAUUUUCCAUCGAAGGGUGUGUUGUUUGGGGCUUCGCUGCACGCUUAUGCCCGGAAACUCGGCUUGGAUACAAAUAAUGUGAUGGUGGGCACGGCGGUGAUUGAUAUGUACGCAAAGUGUGGUGGGGUGGAUUUUUCUAGGCUUGUUUUUGAUGGGCUGUAUGUGAAGAAUUCAAUGUCUUGGAAUACGAUGAUUGACGGGUAUAUGAAAAAUGGCGAGGUUGACGAUGCGGUCAAGCUGUUUGAACAAAUGCCACAGAGAGAUGCGGUUUCUUGGACUGUUUUGAUUGGUGGGUUUGUCAAGAAAGGUCAGUUUGAGCAAGCGUUGGAGUGGUUUCGGGAGAUGCAGCUCUCGGGUGUGGAACCAGACUAUGUAACCUUAAUUGCUGUAAUUGCUGCUUGUGCUGAUUUGGGAACGCUUGGAUUAGGCUUGUGGAUAAAUCGGUUUAUUAUGAAGCAAGAUUUUAGAGACAAUAUUAGGAUAAGUAACUCGUUGAUCGAUAUGUAUUCUCGAUGUGGUUGUAUUGGUUUUGCUCGUCAAGUCUUUGAGAGCAUGCCCAAAAGGACAUUGGUAUCAUGGAACUCGAUGAUUGUGGGCUUUGCAGUUAAUGGGCAUGCAGAGGAAGCUCUCGAGUUCUUCAACCUCAUGCAGAAGGAGGGGUUCAAGCCAGACGGGGUCAGCUUCACUGGAGCUCUGACUGCGUGCAGCCAUGCCGGUUUAGUCAACGAGGGGCUCCAUUACUUUGAUAACAUGAAGAGAAUUCAUAGAAUAACCCCAAGAAUUGAGCAUUAUGGGUGUGUAGUUGAUCUGUAUAGCCGUGCAGGGAUGUUGGAAGAUGCCCUGAAUGUAAUCGAAAACAUGCCAAUGAAGCCAAAUGAAGUUGUGGUGGGUUCUUUGCUAGCUGCAUGUAGAGCCAAUGGGAAUAUCAAUUUAGCUGAAAGAUUAAUGAAGUACCUCUAUGAGUUGGAUCCAGGUGUGGAUUCCAACUAUGUGCUUUUGGCCAAUAUAUAUGCAGCGGAUGGUAGGUGGGAUGGUGCAAGUAGAGUUAGGAAUACCAUGAAGGCCCUCGGAAUACAAAAGACGCCGGGGUUUAGUUCAGUUGAGAUCGACUGUGACAUUCAUGAAUUUGUAGCCGGUGAUAAAUCCCAUGUUGACGCAGAGCAUAUAUAUUCAACCCUUGAGCUUCUCUCUUUUGAGCUCAAAUUAUGUGGGUAUGUUCCAAAAACAAUUCUGAGGGAAUCAUACGAGUUUGACUGAUACUUGGGUUAUCUGAAGGUUCUUGGAAGGAAGCAGAAAGCAGAGGGAUCAGCUAUACUUAGCCUUCAGGACAGCAAGGGCAGUAUUCCUGCAAGGCCUAAUGGAUUUUCGGAGUCUCUUACUUUUGCUGAUGGUCGAUGAGGAAAGCUUUAAUUGGAUAUCCAGCGGGUACUACCAUAUAGGAUAUGAUAUUCCUUUCGAUUGUGCAUAUGUGCCAAUCUCAUACACACAGACGCUUCAUCAGUAUUAUCAGGAGCUGUUACUUGAGCUAUGUUGAUGAUAACAUGAAGAUAAUUCACAGAAUAACCCUGAGAGUCGAGCAUUAGGAGUGCA
Molecule: messenger RNA, 1944 nt
Organism: Prunus avium (sweet cherry)
Lineage: Eukaryota; Viridiplantae; Streptophyta; Magnoliopsida; Rosales; Rosaceae
Gene: PDE247
Product: Tetratricopeptide repeat (TPR)-like superfamily protein
Biological process (GO): RNA modification
Molecular function (GO): RNA binding; protein binding
Source: RefSeq, a predicted model, not a curated record